This is a messenger RNA of Funneliformis caledonium, 417 nucleotides long. The record is from the annotation of a GenBank genome assembly. Lineage: Eukaryota; Fungi; Glomeromycota; Glomeromycetes; Glomerales; Glomeraceae.
AUGUCUUUUGAAGAUGAAAAUAUGGGCUUUUGGAAAAAUGGUUGCUUUAAUGAUUAUAUUAGCAAUGAGUUAGAAUACGAUGACCCUGAUAAAGAUUACAUGUUGCUUGAAAAUGAUGAUUACAGUAUUACAACUGAUAAUACAAGCGAAAUUCCAUCAACACCUGUAACAACCACCAAUGAUGAUAAUUGUAUUCAUGAAUUUUUAUUUGAUUACGAAGCAUUACAAAAUGCUAAAGAAAAAAUUAGUUUAGAUGAAUAUAAUGAUGAUGAUAUAACGUGGGAAGAUAUGGAUUUAGUUGAAAAAGAUUCUGUUUCAACAACGGCUGGUUCUAAUACAGAUAAAGACUAUCGAAUAGAUGAUACUGAUAUAGAAAAUAAAAACCUUAUACCAUGUAUAUUUGAUAAUUAUAUGUGA